This is a messenger RNA of Exaiptasia diaphana, 1398 nucleotides long. Its product is annotated as pleckstrin homology domain-containing family G member 1-like. Gene Ontology annotation, molecular function: guanyl-nucleotide exchange factor activity. The transcript is spliced from 9 exons. The record is from RefSeq and is a predicted model, not a curated record. Bases 463 to 1398 code for a protein of 311 amino acids. NCBI's taxonomy places the organism in Eukaryota, Metazoa, Cnidaria, Anthozoa, Actiniaria, Aiptasiidae.
AUGGUUUUGAAGGUGACAACGAGACUUUGUCUUUGCGGUAUGUUCCUGUUGACUUUUAAAAACAGCGUGACCAAGUAACGCCAUCAAUGYUCUUUGUCACGCAAAUUAGAUUGGAUUAGCACGCUCAUUACCCAAAAUGCCUCGAAGGGCUGUCGAGUGAACAUUGAAGAAUAUUAUCGACCAGAAAUUAUAAGGUUUCUGAAUUUAAUGUUGAGAAGUGUAUUCAUUUAGACUUAAMGCGUGUGUACGUCGGUGUGUUACCAAAUUUACCGUCCUUUAUGAUGCUGUAGUUGUUGACAGAGCUCGACUUCUGGGGAGUUGAAGGCGCUGCAACUUCGUAAACAAGUUAACAUGUAAAUGUUUAGCAGGCUGGUUUAAAACCUGGUGCAGUCUUCAUGGCCAAAGAGAGCUAUUUGAUAGGAUGACUUUGGUGGACAAGCGAGAUUUUACGUUGAGUUUAUUAUGGCAGCCCUUGUAAGCAGCUUACACCAAGGAGAGAGAACAAAGAUGCCACCCAUAACGUCUAUCAUUUCAUCAGAAUCGGAGAGUCCAAAAUCUCCUAAAAAAUCUGUGAACGGAGACACAAAGGGUUUCUUCCCUCCUCGCCAGUCAUCUAAGAAAAAGUUAAAAUGGUCAAUUGAUAAGCUUAAAAGUGACAAUUCAUCGGAAAAUGAGAAAAACAAAUCCAACGACGUAAAAUCAAAACUAACUUCCAAGUCAGCCUCUUCCUUCUUCAGCCCAAAGCCUGUUAUAACAGCAGAACACGAGGAUGAAGAACAAAAAAGCCCAGUAGAUUCUGCUUUGUUGACUGAUAGUGUGGACAAUAGAAAUUCCAGUGACCUGGAAAAACACGAAAAAGACGAUUCCCGAUGGACGGAUGACGACAGUCUUCUGAUGACCCCUCAGGAUAAAAGUCUAGCCAGGCAAUCUACUGGCUCGAUAAACUUUAUCGAUAAAGUCGUACAAGAGAUCUUAUCUACUGAAAAAACAUAUGUGAAUAAUCUGAAGGAAAUUAUCGAGGGAUAUUUGCAAUGCAUGAGAAUGAAGAAUUGUCCGAUUUCAAAAGAAAACGUUCAACAUUUGUUUAUAAAUGUCGAAAAAAUAUACGAGUUUAACAGGGAGUUUUUGAAACAAAUUGAAAAUGCCGAUGAAGAUCCUGUAGAAAUUGCCGACUGUUUCGUCAAGAAUGAAACUGGUUUCCAAACCUAUACUGAGUAUUGUACAAACUACCCUAAGUCAGUUGAAGUCCUUACAGAGUGCACAAGGCAACGRGAAGCCGCCUCGUUCAUCCAGGAGAUUCAAAUGAACCUUGGYCAUUCGUUACCUCUUGGGUCGUAUCUCUUGAAACCCGUGCAAAGGAUACUCAAGUAUCACUUGCURUUGCAGAUUUUACGUUGA